Molecule: messenger RNA, 1426 nt
Organism: Populus nigra (black poplar)
Lineage: Eukaryota; Viridiplantae; Streptophyta; Magnoliopsida; Malpighiales; Salicaceae
Exons: 10
Coding region: 223-996 (257 amino acids)
Molecular function (GO): hydrolase activity
Source: RefSeq, a predicted model, not a curated record
ACCCUUUAUAAAAGCUUAAACCCUGCAUUUCCAUAUGUUUUUUUUUAAUCUAUUUAAUGAAGUCAGAUCUUUGUAGACAUGCUUGUAACAAGUGAGUUCAUGCUUAAACUAAGUUGAAGGUUUCAACUUCAAGAUUUGUAUGUUAAUGGGAACUCAAGAACUCAGCUUGAACAUUCAUCAAGAAUCCUGCUUAGUUCAAGUUUUUUUUUUUUGUGGGAUAUAAUGAGCUACAAUACCUCUGCUGUAGGUUCUGGCAGCAGGAAUACUACAAGAACAUUUGAAUUUGGAAGAACCCAUGUGGUGAGGCCUAAAGGAAAGCACCAGGCCACUAUAGUUUGGCUGCACGGUCUUGGUGAUAAGGGCUCAAGCUGGUCCCAGCUCUUGGAAACUCUUCCUCUUCCUAAUAUUAAAUGGAUAUGCCCAACUGCUCCAACCAGGCCAGUAGCAAUAUUUGGUGGAUUUCCAUGCACUGCUUGGUUUGAUGUGGGGGAUAUUUCAGAAGACGCCCCUGAUGAUUUGGAGGGGCUAGAAGCUUCAGCAACACAUGUUGCGAAUCUUUUAUCGACCGAGCCUGCUGAUAUCAAACUUGGUGUAGGUGGCUUCAGUAUGGGUGCUGCAACUGCCCUCUACUCUGCCACAUGCCAUGUUUUAGGGCAAUAUGGGAAUGGAAACCUGUACCCCAUCAACUUAACUGCAGUUGUUGGUCUAAGUGGCUGGCUUCCUUGUUCAAGGACCUUGAGGAGCCGGAUAGAAAGAUCAGACGAAGCUGCAAGACGUGCAGCAUCUUUGCCUAUCCUGCUCUGUCAUGGCUCAGGUGAUGAUGUGGUUGCACAUAAACAUGGAGAGAAAUCAGCGCAGGCAUUAAGUUCAGCUGGAUUCCGAAAUCUUACGUUUAGAAGCUAUAAUGGGCUUGGUCAUUACACAAUCCCUGAAGAGAUGGAUGAAGUAUGUAACUGGCUAACCACUAGGUUAGGGCUCGACGGAUCAUGGUCUUGAUGGCGAAAGAGCUGUCAAGGAACAAGGGUACGUGGGGUUACAGAAGAAUGUAUAAUGGAUAGCAAAGGCAUUCCAGAAUAUAUGCAUGGUGUGGGGGUAUAUGGUAUAGCUCAUGGUUCAAUUCAUUAUUCCUCGAUGUCAUUUUUCUUAAUUAAUCUCUUUUCUGUCUGUUGAUUUUCUUUUUUUUUUGUUUGGGUUUAUUAUCAUAUUGUGAUGCUAGCAAGGGUUUGGUGUUAGUAUUUUGGUUUUUUUCUUUUUUCCCUCUAGAGAGUUGGAAAGGGAUACAGACAUGGAUGUUCUCUUGCUCUGAAUCCAGGAAAUUUUAUGAGUCUUUUGACUUGGAAUAAUGUAUCUGUGAGGUUACCAGCAUUAGUUGUAUUUCAUGGUACAUAAUAAGAGCUCGAUAUGGGAUGGCUUCUCAUUGUUUUCA